CGCCCCCCCGGGUGCGGGAGGUCGAAAUCCUGCAGACAUGGGCGCCACCUGCAUCCCUAGCGGGGCUUUGAUGUCCCUGGCGGGGAUAUUACUCUUGUCUUUCUGCAGCUUGGCAACUUAUCAGUUCGAGGAUCAGGCAGAACAGUUUUUUAGAAGUGGCCACACAAACAACUGGGCUGUUUUGGUGUGUACAUCUCGAUUUUGGUUUAAUUAUCGACAUGUGGCAAAUACUCUUUCUGUGUAUAGAAGUGUCAAGAGGCUAGGAAUCCCUGACAGCCACAUUGUACUGAUGCUUGCAGAUGAUAUGGCAUGCAACCCUAGAAAUCCCAAACCAGCCACAGUGUUUAGCCACAAGAAUAUGGAACUAAAUGUCUAUGGAGAUGAUGUGGAAGUGGAUUAUAGAAGCUAUGAGGUAACUGUGGAGAGUUUUCUGCGGGUAUUAACUGGGAGAAUCCCACCUAGUACUCCUCGGUCAAAACGUCUUCUUUCUGAUGAUAGGAGCAAUAUCCUUAUUUACAUGACAGGACAUGGUGGAAAUGGUUUCUUGAAAUUUCAAGAUUCUGAAGAAAUUACCAACAUAGAACUUGCAGACGCUUUUGAACAAAUGUGGCAGAAAAGACGCUACAAUGAGCUACUAUUUAUUAUCGAUACUUGCCAAGGGGCAUCUAUGUAUGAGCGAUUUUAUUCCCCUAACAUAAUGGCUCUAGCAAGUAGCCAGGUGGGGGAAGAUUCACUCUCGCAUCAACCUGAUCCUGCUAUUGGAGUCCACCUUAUGGAUAGAUACACAUAUUAUGUCUUGGAAUUUUUGGAAGAAAUUAACCCAGCUAGCCAAACUAAUAUGAAUGACCUUUUUCAGGUGUGUCCCAAAAGUCUCUGCGUGUCUACUCCUGGACAUCGUACUGAUCUUUUUCAGAGAGAUCCUAAAAAUGUUCUGAUAACCGAUUUUUUUGGAAGUGUACGGAAAGUAGAAAUUACAACAGAGACUAUUAGUUUACUAUCAGAUCCUGGAGUCAUGGACAACAGCUAUAGGGAAGACCGGGUGGAUGAGGAGUCAACAGAACCUCUAGAAUAUGCUGAACAACUUCCUGUCGCUCAGAUAAUACACCAGAAACCGAAGCUGAAAGAUUGGCAUCCUCCUGGGGGUUUUAUUCUAGGAUUAUGGGCACUCAUUAUCAUGGUUUUUUUCAAAACGUAUGGAAUUAAGCAUAUGAAAUUUAUCUUCUAGACACACUGGUAUAUGAAGAAGACUACAUGGAUGAUUACAAUCCUGGAUAAAAGUUUAUCACUUUAUCUUUCUGAAAAAGUCUAUUUUAGUUGUGUAAAUUGUCAAAAAGCAUAGGAGACUAAAUAUGAAUGUACUAUCGAUUUUGUAGCUUAAGGAAAAAUAAUUAUCAAUGCAUAUACUUAAUAGAUCUCAAUAUAUUUCCAUUUUGUUUUAUGUGUCAUUGAAAAGAUGGGACAAAAGAAAUCAGAAUGUACUUGUUGACUAUAGCUAUUUUACAUUUGGAAAAGAAAAACAAUGAAGGCAUUAAAUUGUAGAGGUAACUUCUGUUAGUAUUUUUCUGUGUGUUCUUCUAAUUCCUUUUCCUAUGCAUACUCUUAUUCCAAAAUAGAGAUUAUAUAGAGCAUGCCAUUUUGUAAUUUCCCUUCUCAUUUUAUAAUACUAUCAACUUUCUCCCUCUCCUUGUAUAUUUUUCAAGAAUACAUUGUGAAUGCAUAGUAUCCAUUUUAUGUCAUUGCAUCUAGUACUUUUAACACUAUUCUCCUGGGCCACUUGUCUGGUCUCCCAAAUUUUACUUUGGUUCAUUCAUUCCAUUAUGUACUAAUAUUUUACUGUUAACCAUUCAUAGAAUUUUCCAACUUUAGUUAUUCUUGGUAAAUAUAAAAAAAACUAGGCUUUUAAUCUAUGGUCCUAACAGUCUCCAGGACCUUAUUUGGUAUAGCGUAAAUGGAAAUUUUAGGAAUUUCAUAUAUUGAUUGCUCAAGAGAAGCAACCCCCAUUAUUUUUAAUUUCUAAGCAUUCUGUCGUGUUUGAGAGUUGAUCAUCUUCAACUUACUCAUCAAAAGAUAUUAUUUUACUUUGCUUAAAGUAAACCUUGACAGUUGAAUGGAUCUAUACUUUUUAUGAGACAGCAUGGAGAGUUUAUACUGGCCCCUCUGCUUUUCACUGACAAGAUGCACAGUCAUAUAUCCCUGAUUGUUUUAACCUCACUGGUGACUGUCAUAUCUUUCUCAUAACUAGACAGAGUAUUGAUUAAAACUACGUUGUUAUAAGCCCACAUAUUGUUUUUUCCCUCUUUUAAAAACUUUGCAUAUAAGUGGAAAUAACCCAGGAAGUUGAGAACUCAUGUUCCACGUAAAACUUUCUUAUAUGUUGCCUGUCGUAUUUAAGAACGUGUGUUAAUCUUUAUUCAUUACAAAGCUAUCUUGUAAGUUUAGGGAACACUAAGCAGACAACUCUUCCUUUACAAUAUAACCUCCUAAAAUAAACACUUUUUUAAGAUUUCUUUUUAUCGCUUAAAAUAUAAAAAUAAAAUAUCCCUUUAUUUAUACCUAAAAUGGUUGUACUUUCUAUAGUCAAGGGAUUAGCUGUUCUAUCUCUCAAAUUAUAAUAAAAGAUACUGAAACUUUUGCCAGUGCCAAAACUUCACUGAAUGUUUUUCAUAGGUACACUGAUUAAAUGAAGAAGGACAUUUUCUCUCUGACUAUAUGGAGGAGUUUGCACACAUAAAGAGGGAAAAGAAACUUAAAUUCAAAUAGCAGGGCCAUUAUACUCCCAACAUGGUGAAAAGAUUAUAACCAAGUCUUCUUUCUAGCACGUAGGGUCAUGAGUGCUAGGGUCAUGAGUGCUGUGAUGGGGUGGAUCUGUUUAGAGUGGUAAAGGAUGAUUGUUCUUGAGCCAAAGCAAUUUAGUUUGAACAUAUUCUGAUGGGGGGAGGGGGGAGAAAGUUAAAGGAUUUCUCUUCAGCGGCUGUAGUAGGUAUCCUUUUAGUUAAAAGCUAAUUGGAGAAAAUACUACUGGAUAUAAUAUACAGGAUUAAUAUUUCUAAGGGAGAAUUGCAAAGGGCAGUGAUUUUUCUUUCCGUUCAUUAUUGAAAUUUCAGAAUAUAGUUAAAGGAAAAAUCAUAAAUUUUGUUAAAUAUUUAGCUUGUAAUAAUAUUUUUAUCACAUAAAAUACACCCUACCUUCAACAGCAUCUUGAGUCCUGUAUGUGUAGUCAUGGGUAAUAUUGUAAGGACAAUUAAAUGACCCAGACUUUAAAUUGUGACAUAAAGACACAUCCUCAAAUAUAUAUUCUGCUUUAGGCACAGAGCUAAAGAACUGAAAGUUGUGUGUGUGUUUCUUUUCUUCCUUUCUUUCUUUUCCUCUUCCUCCUCCUCCUCCUCCUUCUUCUUCAUUACUUUCUUGUGAAGAUCAGAUGAUAUAGUAUUAUGGUUAAACACUCUGGAAAUUGUAAAUAAGUGAUGUUGGUGUUUUUCUUAUUUCUGCUGAGGAAGGUACCAAGAGGGAACUUAAUGGUGGCAGUUUCCCUCUUUCUGUUGCUUUUAUCUGCUUGUCCAAGCUACUUGAUUCUUGUUCAUGUUGAUAUUCCUCUUCUCCACUGUUAAAGUGUCCUUCAGGGAGAAAUGGAAUAUAGAUAAAUGGGUCCCAGCAGACAUGUUUUGACCUUUGAGUGGAGGGACAGGAUGUAAUGAUGCUAUCCUGGAAAAGCAGCUUGCAUGAGAACAAGAAAUUAAAUAAUGUGGAUUUAAAAUUACAAAGACAUUCAUUUACAGUUUAUGAAAGGGAAAUGUAGUUUGAAUUCCAAUCUUAUUAAACUGGAUCAAAGAAAACUGGAAUUAAGUACGGAAAAUAAUGCAUGCACUUACGAUUUCAAUUUUCAUAUAUCCUGAACUAGUUGAAAAUGAUGAUUCCCAUAACAAGCAUAACUCAGUUUGUUUCUGCUUAUUGAGUAUUUUCUACUAUGGUAUAUGUUUAUAACAUUUCUUCUAUUAUGUAUGGUGUAUGGCAGAAUUACAGUUACUGUGGGAAUCAUAAUCUGAAAUUUUUGACUUGUGUUUUUGAAAUCUUUGCAAUAAAUGUUAAGUCGAUGUAGAACUUUUUUCAUUGAUUUUCACCUAAACUAAAUCCAUUUGUAGCAGAUACUGUAUUAACUUGUAAAAAUAUUUUAUAAGUAUAACACAUGUGUGGUUAUAAAAUAAUGAGAGCAGUUUCUGUUUUGAAUAUAUGGAAUCAGCUUCAUUAUCAUAUCCCCUGCCAAAGAACUCUUUAAAAAAGAAAGAAAGAAACAAAGAAAGAAAUGUUUUUCUGUGUUGCUGUUCUGUUGUUGUCUGUCCUAUCUCCAUAUGUACCCACUACAUAAAUACAAUACAAAACCCUUUAACUUCA
Molecule: messenger RNA, 4389 nt
Organism: Erinaceus europaeus (western European hedgehog)
Lineage: Eukaryota; Metazoa; Chordata; Mammalia; Eulipotyphla; Erinaceidae
Gene: PIGK
Product: phosphatidylinositol glycan anchor biosynthesis class K
Exons: 11
Coding region: 38-1225 (395 amino acids)
Biological process (GO): attachment of GPI anchor to protein; proteolysis; protein localization to cell surface
Cellular component (GO): GPI-anchor transamidase complex
Molecular function (GO): GPI-anchor transamidase activity
Source: RefSeq, a predicted model, not a curated record